UCUGACAUCGCCCGGGCUACGGCGCAUGCUCGGAGAGAAAGCGGUUAAAUUCAAAAACAAAAAUGAAAUGGAAUGAAUGCAGAGCUGGAAAUAAUCAAAAAAGCACACAAAACGUUUAAACUGGAGGAUUACAUAAGUUAAUAUUACGUCAGCUAAACAAUAAUCACGAACAUGGACCAUGAGGAGGCGGAGAGGAACCGAAAUAACCCAAGCAAACGUGGUACAAGGAGGAUUUCAUCGAUUUUGAAAGCACCUCGCACUCCACUGAAAGCUGUUGACGUAGACAAUGAGGACUGUCAGGAUGAACCAACUGAACCAGUUGAAAAGAAAAGGAAGUCCAGAAGGGUCAGUUUUGCAACAACAAACGAUAUAAAGUACAUCAGUGACACAAAAAACAGUUCUUCCGGGAUGGGUCUCUGUGAGGACCUUGACAUCACAGGAACAGAACAACAGAACGAGAGGAUUUAUGGUACUCACAACAUAGAACAGCAAAUUGUCGGGAUGGAGACAUUGCUGAAUGCCCCCCUUCAUGUUUCACACCAACAUAACAAGGAAAACAUGUUUUACAUGGAUUACCAGGAUGGCAUCAGCAAUAAGACAAUCUUGUUUUCUGGAGAGGACACUGCAUGCAUGGAGAUGACCCACUGCCACACUUUUGACAGUGAUGCAGCUGACUUUAACGAGAAAGUACCAAGCAGUGAAAUGCUUACCUUUGCCUCUGAAGAGAAGAGUGAGAAGAAUUUGUGGAAACCUGGUAACUCCUUUAAAGGCCCAGAUACUUCAGUGGGAGCUCAAAUAAAGGAAUCUGAUAUGAAUGACUUUCUUGCAAGUCUUACAGGAAUCACUGGAAAUAGCUGUCCAGGGACUUCUAGUAGUGGUCCAAAAGCGACAACAAUGGGCACUUCCUUCAGUCAGUGCAGUGAUUCAGCUCUGUGUCCAAAAGUCAACACGAAAGCUUUCUUGUCUAGCCUUAGUUCAUAUAGAUUAGGAGCCGAUAAAGUAAACCAAGCGCCAUAUAUGACAAAAAUGGCAAGCAAAAAUGAUGUGAUGUCAACAACCACAUUUCCAACCCCAAAGCACAGCCUUCGGCUUAAUGAGCAAAUUGUGACAGAAGCAGAUGGAGAUGACAUGGAUUUGACAAAAAAUCAGGCAGUUUCGAUGGAUGGAAAGGACCUGUGGGUUCAGAAACAAUCUACGAAUCAAGAGAAUCUGAAGGUGACAAAUGAAUUCGUGGAUUCGGAUCCUAAUUGUCAGUUCACAGUUAAGAAAAAGGUGUCUGUGUUUGAUCCAGAUGAUAUGGAAAUGACAAGGACCCAAACUGUUCUCAUCAAUUCUCAGAAAAUGUAUGGAAUGUUAAAUCCGCCACUUCCCUCUUCAAGGAAGAGUUUAUGCAGAACACCGGCUUCAGAUAAGACCAUUAUCUUCUCAGAAGAUGACUUUGGUAUGGAUAUGACUGCAGCUCUGACAACACCUAUUGAAGAAAUAAAUCAUCCAGCCAUAAGUGGUAAACCUAAAGUAAAACCAGGUUCUCUGUUUGGUGAUAUAGGAACGACAAGUUACCAAACAGAUGCCAUUAGUCCCAAUGUGUUGACAGCUGAGCCCUCAUCCUCUGAUGACAUGGAAAUUACUAGGAGCCAAACUGUUGUUACUCUCUCCAGAACCUGUGGUGUUGGAUAUGCUAAUCCUUCACUUGCCUCUUCAAGGAAGAGUAUAUGCAGCACAACUGCUUCAGAUAAGACCAUUAUCUUCUCAGAGGCUGACUAUGGUAUGGAUAUGACUGCAGCUCUGACAACACCCAUUGAAGAAAUAAAUCACCCAGCAAUGAGUGAGCAGAAAAAAGUUUUCAAGACACCUAAAGUAAAACCAGGUUCUUAUGUGUUUGGUGAUAUAGGAACGACAAGUUACCAAACAGAUGCCAUUAGUCCCAAUGUAUUGACAGCUGAGCCCUCGUCCUCUGAUGACAUGGAAAUUACUAGGAGCCAAACUGUUGUUACUCUCUCCAGAACCUGUAAUGUUGGAUAUGCUAAUCCUUCACUUGCCUCUUCAAGGAAGAGUAUAUGCAGCACAACUGCUUCAGAUAAGACCAUUAUCUUCUCAGAGGCUGACUAUGGUAUGGAUAUGACUGCAGCUCUGACAACACCCAUUGAAGAAAUAAAUCACCCAGCAAUGAGUGAGCAGAAAAAAGUUUUCAAGACACCUAAAGUAAAACCAGGUUCUUAUGUGUUUGGUGAUAUAGGAACGACAAGCUACCAAACAGAUGCCAUUAUUCCCAAUGUGUUGGCAGCUGAGCCCUCGUCCUCUGAUGACAUGGAAAUUACUAGGAGCCAAACUGUUGUUACUCUCUCCAGAACCUGUGGUGUUGGACAUGCUAAUCCUUCCCUUGCCCCUGGAAGGAGAAGUUUAUCACAUAUGCCCACAAAUAAAACGGUCAUGUUUUCAGAUGAUGACUUUGGCAUGGAAAUGACUGCAGCCCUUACCAUGCCUAUUGAGGAAAACCACCCUCCUGUAAUUGCAAAUAAAGAAAUGAACAGACAAAUUCCUCCUACAAAGUCUGUUCUUCAUUAUGAGCAGAAUAAUAUGACAGGACCAUCAAGUCAUCAGAAAGGGCCUGGUAAGUGCGGAGGACCAACCGCUAUGCAGUAUUUUGACUCGGAUGAUAUGGAAAUUACUGGGAGCCAAACUAUUAUUAAUGGUGUACGAAUGGCUAAUCCUUCACAUGCUGCAGGAAGGAAAAGCUGGUCACAUGUGCCUGUCAACGAAAUUGAAGACGACUGUGGUAUGGAGAUGACUACAGCCCUAAUUGUGCCUGUUGAGGAAAAUAUACUUGUUCCCACAAGUGAAGGUAAAGCAGCAAUCAGCUUCCCCAGUACAAGUCACAUUGGUGAAUCUGGACAAGUUGAUGGUAUGGAAAUGACCAGAAAUGAAAUGGGUUCUGUUAGUCAAAAUGUUUUAGCGGCUGAGCACAUCGAUUCUGACAUGGAAAUUACUAGGAGCCAAACUGUUGCUAUUGACUCUAAAACCUGCGGUGUUGGAAUGGCUAAUACCUUUCAUGCCACCAGAAGGAAAAGUUUCUCAUGUAUGCCUGCUAAUGGAACAAUUAUUUUUUCAGAUGAGGGCGUUGGAAUGGAAAUGACAACAGCCAUAGCUGUGCCUAUUGAGGAAAACCACUCUCCUGUUAUUACAAAUAAUAUGUGUGAACAAAUUCCUUUGGCAAAAUCUGCUCAUCGUAUUGAACAGGCUAACAAUAUAGGGUCAAGAAAUAGUCAGAAAGUACCCGGUAAUUGCAUUGGCUCAGCAGCUCUUGGUAGUUUUAGCACAGGUGACAUGGAAAUUACUAAGAGCCAAACUUUUGAUUCCAAAUCCUGUGCUGUUGGAAUGGCUUAUCCCUCAUCUCCAGUCAAAAGAAAAAGUAUUACAUGCAGAUCUACUGACAAAACAGUGAUGUUAUCAGAGGAUGAUUUUGAUAUGGAGAUGACUACAGCUCACACUGUGCCUUUUGAGGAGAGCAGGCAUGUUCUUACAAAUGCUGGUAAAGCAACAUUCAAGGUCCUUGGUAAAAAGUCUACUGCUCAUUCUGGUCCAUCUCACCAAUUACUAAGUGAUCAGACAGCAUCUGUUAGUCACAGUCUUUUCACAACUGAGCCCUCAAACUCAGAUGAUGUGGACAUUACUAGGAUCAAAACUGUUAUUGACUAUAAAACCUCUGGUUUUGGGACGGCCAACUCCUUAUGUUUGACUGGAAGGAAAAGUUUGUCUCGUAUGCAUGUCAACAAAACAUCGUCUUCAGAGGUGGACAUCAGAAGUGAUGGAGAGAUUAUUACAGCUCUUGGCAUGCCUACUAAGGAAAGCAGCCAUUGCAGUCUCACAAAGCCAUGUAGAGAAAUGGCAAAGAUUUCGUCAGAUGAGUCCGAUGGCACAAGAAUGGUGAAUCAGUCAACUUCUAAUGAUGAAAUCCUUUCAUUGACCUCUCCAGCCUUUGGCUCUGAUAUGGGAAUGAAAAGUGAUGAAGCACUUGGUGCUGCAUCAGACACAAGCAAAGUUGCUUCUCCUCAGGAUAUCACUGUUUUUGCAGAAGAAAAUGAUAAUGGUAUGGAGAUGACAACAGCUUUUACUGUGGAAAUUGAUGAAAAUGCCUACAUCAAAGAAACUGCAACUGUUUCAUGUUUUAAUCUGCCCAACACUGGAAUGACAAGCAGCCAAACUGAAUAUUCUGGGCCCUGUAAUAAUGGGGUUGCUAAACAAGGUAUUCAAACAACAGUUUCUAAUUCUGAUAUUCACCUGAAUGUGGGGAAAAAUGCAGUAACCGUAGUAGAAAGAAACACGUUGAAAGAAACCGAAAGGAAUUUAGCAUCAAUAGAUCAGAGCGCCUUCCGGGAACAUACAGUAAUGCAUUCUGAGCUGAAGGAUAGCUGCAACAAAAAUAAUGUUUUUGUCAUGGAUUGUACAGAUACAACAUGCAAAGAAAGUGAUGAUUUGGUCAACAAAAAGGACUCGGUUUUCACAGUUCAUCCAUUAUUAAACCAAAAUGAAAAGAAAACUGUCAGAGCAUCUAAGAAAAUUUCCAGAAGAAUGAGUCUGACAGAUCUUCAGUCAAAGCUUAAUACUAUAAGGGAUAUUAUUGUUGAACCAGAAGACACGGCAAAUGGAUGUCUCACAGCUCCUGUCCCUCAGCUUUCAUCAGAAGUUAAAGAUUCAGUCUCUAAUUCUGGGAAUUGUCCUUCUAAUGAAGACUGCGAAAACUACGAACCAGCACUGCAUAGUCCAUUAAAUGUCUCUAAGGAAGAUGAGAAUGACCAGUGGAAAGAUGAUUUUGUUUGCAAGACGCAAACUAACAUGACAGCUCCUAUUCCUUUCUUGAAAAGUAAGCCUAAAAUAGGGAGGAUGUCUUUUGGUGGCUUUCUGCCCAAGCUCCCUCAAAAGAACAAACCAUUGAGCAAAAACCUUCCUGAAAUAACCAAAGGCGGUCAUUUGGAGAGCCUCUUAACAAAGAGAGUGCCGCAUAGUGCUUUCCAUCAUUCAGGUAGUGGCCCAGUUGAAAAUAUAGAUGAUGAGAUUCUUCCUGAGAUCAGUAGUGAGGAAGAUCUGUCAGAAACCAUUGAAGGUAGGGGGCGUGUAAGCAGCCGCAUCCAGGAAGACACUUCGAAAGGAGAGUUAGGCCAGGAUGCUGUUGAUAAGCCAUUAGUGGAGGCACCAAUCAAAAACAUAGCACAAGGCCUGAAAAGGUCUUCACCAAUGGAUGGCCAUGAAGACAGUACAGAGGAAAUGAAGACCAAGAAAAACCUUGAUUCAGAGGGCUCCUCCAAGCUUGCAUCUCAGUUGAAUAGAAAUGUGACAGAUUUUGCUGAGGAGAAUCCAUCAAGUACAAUGGUCAAGACUUUGGACACGACCAACUCCAGUAAUAACUCCACCUACUUGAGGGCAGAAGGUACUUUUGAUACUAGUGCUCAGAGAUGUAGUCAGUAUGAAACUGACUUUGAUGAAGCAACAGGAUAUGAGAUUGACCUUCAAAAGAAACUGGAUGAUGGCAGCAUUACAGUGAAGGAGUUCCUGAAUAUCUUGGGCGUUGAUUUUGUCAUUCACAAACCACGGCAAAGUGUUCUUCCAGAUAAUUUUGCAUUAGCUCUUGAGCCACAGGACCUGCUUAUGGAGAAAUAUGUCAACCGUCCCAAGCAGCGGGUUUAUGAAGACGACAAUCAGGAACUCUCCAGGAUUGUUGAGAAACUGAAAUCGCGAAUGUUGGAUCAAAACAAACCUCUUAAAAUGAUUAAUCAGUCCUUUUGGGAAGUGGUGAAGACCUAUUCUGAUGAGCAGUUACAGAGUUUGAGGUCGAAGCUGAGAGAGAGGAAGGUGUACUUCCGAAAGAAGAGCAAAGGCUUCUCACAUGAGAUGAAGAUUGGGCUAUACAGCAGCCUGCUGCAGACCACUCAGCUGGCGCAGCAAAACUUGACAGAGAAGAUUAACGAGGCCGAUGAGUUCCUGAAAAGCCUUGAUGAUUGUCUGCAGGACUUGCAAGCUGAAUUGGACUUAAUGGAUGAGGAAGGGUUGAAAGAAGUUGGAGCAAAUUCCGAGUUGAUGCACACAUUGGAGGCUAAGCAACAAGAACUGGAAAGUCUCGAUGCGGCUGUCACUGAGAAUGAAAGGCAUAUAAGUUUUCUUGUAAUGGAGAAGAACAGCAUCGAGGAGAAAAUCUGCAGAACUCAGGAAGAAACCAGGGAGUUUGAAAAGAAUAUUACAGUCCUAGACAGAGUGAUCGAAUGGAAGCUGUCUGAGGAGUCAGAGAGCAGAGCGCUUUACACCUUUCUGAAUGGAUCAGUGGAGCUGGAGGUGCUGUUUGAACCAUGUGCCAAUACAAAAGGGCAGACUGACCAGAAGGUUAAUGACAUCAGAUUUCAUUUACAGCUGGAUGAAGAGAACUCAAUGUGUUAUGCCCGCCUCGUUCACAAACUGAUCAGCCAGUUCAUUAAAAGCGAAAGCAACUGGAUGGAAAAGUACCCCACCAGGCCUAACAUCCCACUGCUCCUACACGAUGUCGCAUUGGUGGUGAGCCGCUGCCGUGUCCUGGGGGAGGAGAUCCACCAGUUGUCGAAGUGGGGCUCCCUGAAAUUUGAUAUCUUGCAGAUUGGAUGCCAGGAGACACAGAUCAACAUUCUAUUCUCAAGUCUUAAGGCAUUUGCAAAGUUUGAAGUCGCACUGGCUAUUGAUCCUGCUUACCCAGCUUCUCAUCUGGAAGUGCUUAGCUUCAAAAAUUACAUUGGAAAAACGAGGCUUGAGCAGCUGGAAGAAAUUGUGUCCACAGUCACGCCAGCCAGAAAUUACCUGACGAGGAUUGUUAAGAGGAUCCAUGACGUGAUCCUGCACUGAAGUGUGUGUGAACAUUAACCGCCCUUCUGCCAUAAAUGUGUACUAUAUUUAAACAUACAUUUUUUUGUGUUUGGUUUUUUUUCUACAGCAUUGCUAUGUUACAACUGCUUAUAAUAAAAAAAAAGAAGUAUUUUCAUAUUUGUUACUUUUGUCAUUAUUUCUCUUUAUAGACAGGUCACCACUUUUGAAUGCAGAGAAAAUCUGGGUUUAAAACUACAAGGUUUUACAGUAGGAGCAGGGGCUCGUUCAGACGCUAGAGGGCAUCGUAGGACCACUGGUGAUGAAUGCGUCGUGAAACUCAUGAGCCAAUGAACCUGGCAGUGUAAUAAAGCAUUAAUUUAAAAAUGUUUCAAUAGUUGCAUCAUUUGCUCUUCUGUUUAGUGUAAAUUCUUAUUCAUAUGUAAAAGGUAUUUUUUUAAUUUUUAAGAAAAUGUGUUUUUUACGAUUUAAAUCAUGCCACUUAGAUUGUUGUUGUGUAAUAAAUUGAUACUUCAUGCAACAAGA
This is a messenger RNA of Brienomyrus brachyistius, 7365 nucleotides long. RefSeq names its product kinetochore scaffold 1 (gene knl1). NCBI's taxonomy places the organism in Eukaryota, Metazoa, Chordata, Actinopteri, Osteoglossiformes, Mormyridae. Gene Ontology annotation, biological process: attachment of spindle microtubules to kinetochore; cell division; protein localization to kinetochore. Gene Ontology annotation, cellular component: nucleus. The coding region runs from base 172 to 6861 and encodes 2229 amino acids. The transcript has 26 exons. The record is from RefSeq and is a predicted model, not a curated record.